CGUGAUUCAAUGAGUUCUGAAUCAGAAGCCCUAUUUCAAAUGACUAACACUUUAAAUGAUAUACACAAAAAAUCUCAAGAAUAUAACAAAUUAAAAUCUGAGUUAAAAGAAAGUGUUUCCGGUAUUCAAAAUAUGUUAAAUAGUCGAACUGAAUGGCUUCGAUUGAAAAAUAAUAAAUUUAAAUGCUAUUCCUUAGCAAGUAAGGAAGACAUUACUGAAAUAUUUGAAUCAAUUUUUAGGAUAGAUCCAACUUUAAAAAUCGAAGAAACUACACAAACACAGAUAUGUUGCCAUCCAGAAUUAGUCAAGUUUAUAGAUACACAUUGUCAAACACGUGCUUAUAGCUUUCAGCCAAUCCGUCUUCCAUCAUAUGAAUUUUGUAAUUUAAGUUUUCUUCUAGAUCCAAUUCCUUCAAAAGAAAAUGCAGAUCACUAUGCAACCUUCCAGCAGGUAUAUGGUACUAAAACUACAGAAGAAUAUAGGCCAACAUAUAUACAGUCACAAGCAACUUCAGAACCUGCUCCAAAAAAUAUUUUAAUUUCUGAAAAAAUUCGUGAUUAUAUUAAUUGUGAAAAUUGCCAAAAGUGUCGUUGUAUAUACAGUAACAAAUCUUUAACUGAUGAAGAACUAU
Messenger RNA from Dentiscutata erythropus, 631 nucleotides. Lineage: Eukaryota; Fungi; Glomeromycota; Glomeromycetes; Diversisporales; Gigasporaceae. The record is from the annotation of a GenBank genome assembly.